Molecule: messenger RNA, 2108 nt
Organism: Xenia sp. Carnegie-2017
Lineage: Eukaryota; Metazoa; Cnidaria; Anthozoa; Malacalcyonacea; Xeniidae
Product: receptor-type tyrosine-protein phosphatase epsilon-like
Exons: 10
Coding region: 326-1411 (361 amino acids)
Biological process (GO): protein dephosphorylation
Molecular function (GO): protein tyrosine phosphatase activity
Source: RefSeq, a predicted model, not a curated record
CAAAUAAUCUAUUCUUUGUUUUCACUUUGAAAUUAUUGUUAAAGGAAUAAUGUCGUCGGUCGUUCCACGCGACGAAGGGACAAAUCGGACGCUGAUGUUUUUUUUAUCUUUUACCUUUAAGUUUUAGUGUUUGUUCUUAUUGUCAUAUUAUGGUGAGCAUCACAAAGUUCAGCAGUUUCAUUACAUUUCAUGGCCGGACUAUGGCGUGCUUCGUCAUCCAACACAACUAUUGACAUUCAGGAAGCAUUUCAAAUCUUAUCACAAGACAAAAGCCGGUUUUGCCGUCAUCCAUUGUAGCGCUGGUGUUGGUCGUACUGGAGUAUUUAUGGCCAUAGAUAAAAUCCUCGAUGAUCUUGACGAUGAUUAUGAGACAAAUAUUGAUGUAUUUGGCUUUGUGAAAGAGAUGAGAUCGCGGCGAAUAAACAUGGUGCAGACAGCGGAUCAGUACAUGUUUAUUUAUGACGCCAUUAUGGCUCAUAUCCAAUGUAGAGUGAAUGGAAUUGAGGCUAUGCAAAUCAAGGCCGAGAUUGAACAUCUAUCAAAAAAGCUUGGGAAUGGAAGAACUGGAUUUGAAGAAAUAUUUGAGCGUUUACAAUCGGUCACAACAGAACUACCUGAAGAAGUUUGUGAAGCUGCACUUUUGAAUGACAAUAAGAAAAAAAAUCGCAAUCCUAAAAUAUAUCCAAGUGAAUCUAAUCGUCCACCCCUUAGCCACCUGGAUCAAAUCGAGAAUUCCGACUACAUUAACGCGUGUUUUGUUGACGGUUACCUUGGCAAGAAUUAUUUUAUUGCCACCCAGACACCUUUAAAAGAAACCAUUAACGACUUUUGGAGGAUGGUUUGUCAAUAUAAGUCUUGCACCAUCGUUAUGCUGAAUCAACUCAACGAAAACAACCAGCAAUAUCCAAUGUUUUGGCCUACGCAACGAGCCAGAGCUCAAUCGUUUGGUAAAAGUACCGUCCUUUUGGAUUCAGUUGUAACAAAAGAUGACAUUACCGUGAGAAAGUUUAUUGUUUCGCCUACGAUGGACAUUAAAAAUGGUCGUAUGGUCCGCAUGAUUCACUACGUAUCGUGGCCGGCUCAUGACGUUCCUAAAGAUGUUCACAGUAUGGUGGAAAUUUUAUCUGAAGUUGAAGAUUCACAAAGAGCUGCUGAUGUAAAGGGACUUGUUAUUGUUGUGUGCAGUGAUGGAGCAGGUCGAUCUGGAACCUAUAUUGCUAUCUCAAAUCUUGUCGACCGAGUCAAAAUUGUCCAAGCGAUGGAUGCGUUCCAAUGUAUCAAGCUGAUCCGGAAUAGACGCCCGCAGUUCGUCGAAACGGCGGAUCAUUUCAAACUCUGCUACCAUGCAGUGAACUGCGUAUUGGAGUUGUUCGACGACUACUCAAAUUUCUCGGAAAUAGGUGGAAGUUGAAUUUUUAUACUGUACAAAUUUCUGGAAAAUUAUUUUUAGAUGGUUGCUGGAAUGUUACAUGUUCUGCAAUUUUGUCUUCCAUGAAAGAAUAGAAUUCAACAUAAAAAACAUUCAAAUAUUUACUUUAGUUUUAACGAGGAGAGCCAGGUUAAGUAUCGUUAUAUGUUUGUAGAUGUAGAUCGUCCAGCCUGGUAAAAUCCUGAAAAAGACUGUUGGUGUUAAUGAUGACUUACGUUUCGCAACGUUGACUGUAAAGAUGACUACCGCUAAGGUUAUCGAAACGUAAGUUAAAUUCAACACCAGCAGUCCUUCUCAGGACUCUACUAAACUGGACAAUUUACAUGUGUAAACAUGUAGAGUCCAGGUUGUUAGGAACCUGAUGAGAAUGAAUAUUUCUGAGUAGGAUUUAAAAAUAAUAUGGAACAUAACAUAAAAUUAUUAGGUUUAGCAGUGACGUAGCAAGUUUGGUCGUGUCUUAAUACAUAAUUUUUUUUGUGUUCACUUACUGUAAAAACAAUAGAUUUCUAAAGAAAUGAACAAUGAUAAUGAUUUAAAAUUUACAUAGCACGACCAAAUUUGAGGGCUGACUACGAAUUUUGUCAAUAUUUUAAAUAGUACAACAUCAGUAAUAUUUGUAUUUGAAUUUAUUAAAUUGAGUACUAAGAACAAAAGUAAUAAACAAAUUUCCUCCUCUGAA